Molecule: messenger RNA, 2488 nt
Organism: Quercus robur (English oak)
Lineage: Eukaryota; Viridiplantae; Streptophyta; Magnoliopsida; Fagales; Fagaceae
Product: LEAF RUST 10 DISEASE-RESISTANCE LOCUS RECEPTOR-LIKE PROTEIN KINASE-like 1.3
Exons: 4
Coding region: 34-2256 (740 amino acids)
Biological process (GO): protein phosphorylation
Molecular function (GO): ATP binding; polysaccharide binding; protein kinase activity
Source: RefSeq, a predicted model, not a curated record
UCUCUUUGAAAUUUUUAACCCUCCCAUUUUUCAAUGCCCACUAAUUCUACCAUGAUGUUUGAUAAGAAAUACAUAUAUAAUAACGUUUCCACCAUCUUCUUUUUCAACCCAAUUGCUCGCAAUAUCUCUUCAAUCCUCUCUCUCUCUCUCUCUCUCAAGAUGCAUCCCCAUCUCUUCCCAGCCAUCACUCUGUCCUUGAUGAUAAUAGCCAUAACCUUAAUCCAUUGUCCAACAUCCUUGGGCGCAGAAGAUGAGCAAUACCUCAACUGCAGCGCACCAUUAAAUUGUAGCGGCUUUACCGACCUCAGUUAUCCUUUUUGGGGAUUGAAUCGGCCAGAAUAUUGUGGUCACCCAAGUUUUCAGUUAGAUUGCAGCAAUGAUGCCCCGCGAAUCAAUAUCUCAAACAUCAAUUACAGAGUCCUUGAGGUCGAUAAAAUAUUGCAGACUCUCAGGGUUGCUAGGACGGAUUACUGGGACACGAUUUGCCCUUCUGUGCUUGUUAAUACCACCAUAGAUUUCACCCUAUUUUCCUAUAAUACUUCAGAUGCGAACCUGACACUCUAUUAUCAAUGCCCUGUCCCUUUAGUUCCUAUUACAUCUCUGAUCAGUACUAGCGUUCUUCAGUUUAACUGCACCAUAAACAAUACAAAUUUUUUCAGUUACUAUUCCCCGAACAUCUACUCUCCAGAUUUAUCCUCAAUUAGUAACUCAAUCGGCGCAUGCAACUACUGGGUCAAUGUUCCAAUUCUGCUACCAACAGCUGUGGCUCUGAUUCCUCCAACUCAAGAUGCAGUAACAGCAGCUAUUGAUGGCGGCUUCAGGUUGACUUGGAAUGCAAGUAAUCCCCAGUGUGAUACAUGCCUAGGGGCCGGAGGGCUUUGUGGUUCUGACCCAAACACAAGUGCAUUUGCUUGCCACUGUCAAAACGGGACUUUUGUAUCCGGGUGUGCUGGACCUGUAUCAUCAUCAAAACAAAAAUCUGAGGUAUCACUCAGAGUAGGCAUAGCCAUAGCAGGUGCGGCCAUUGCUGGCAUUUUUCUAGGUUUCUUGGUCUUUUCCAUCAGGAAACAAAAGAAAAGACGCGCACAAGAAUCAAAAAGCAAAGACCUGCCUACACCUCCUUCAAGCACAGGUGGACCUGCUUCUUCUAAUUUCGCUCGAAGCAUCCCGUCUUAUCCCUACUCAAAGUCAGAUCUUGAAAAGGGAAGUACCUACUUUGGAGCGCAGAUUUUCAGCUAUGAUGAACUGGAAGAAGCCACUAACAAUUUUGACACUUCUAGAGAACUUGGAGAUGGGGGAUUCGGCACUGUUUACUAUGGCAAGCUCCAUGAUGGGCGUGUAGUUGCAGUGAAGCGCCUACAUGAAAAUAAUAUGAAACGUGUUGAGCAGUUCAUGAAUGAAGUAGAGAUCCUAACUAAGAUAAGGCACCAAAACCUUGUGGCACUGUAUGGGUGCACCUCACAACGUAGCCAAGAACUUAUUCUUGUUUACGAAUAUGUUUCCAAUGGAACUGUUGCUGAUCAUCUCCAUGGAAAUCGAUCCAAGUCUGGUUUGCUGACUUGGCCAGUUCGGUUGAGCAUAGCUAUAGAGUCAGCCGAGGCACUGGCAUAUCUCCAUGUAUCAGAUGUUAUACACCGUGAUGUCAAAACCAACAACAUUCUUCUUGAUGAGAAUUUCCAAGUGAAAGUGGCUGAUUUCGGUUUGUCACGGCUGUUCCCAACAGAUGUCACACAUGUGUCAACUGCUCCACAAGGGACACCUGGGUACGUCGAUCCUGAGUAUUUCCAGUGCUACCAACUCACUCAAAAAAGUGAUGUUUAUAGCUUUGGAGUGGUAUUAAUGGAACUUAUAUCAUCAUUACCAGCUGUGGAUAUGAAUAGGCACCGGCAAGAUAUAAAUUUGGUUAAUAUGGCUGUGAACAAGACUCAAAAUAAUGCGUUACAUGAGUUGGUUGAUCCGCUUCUUGGUUUUGAAAAGGAUUACACAGUGAAGAAGAUGACAACGUCAGUGGCAGAAUUGGCUUUUCGGUGCUUGGAAAAGGAGAGGGAUAUGAGGCCUAGCAUGGAUGAAGUACUGGAGAUUUUGAGAGGAAUCCAGAAUGGGAAUGAAGAGAUGGGUGCUCAGAAAGCUGAAGUGGUGGAUAUUAAGGCUGCAGAUGAUGUUAGGCUUUUGAAGAAUAUUCCUCCCCCGCUUUCUUCAGAUUCAGUUGUGACUGAUAAAUGGGUUAACAGCCCUACAACACCUCAUUCCUCCUAGCUAUUGAGAUUUCCUUCUCUUAUUUUAUUUUUAUUUUUUUUCCUUAAAACUCUAUAAAGUAGAAGGUAAAGUAAUGUACACUCAUGAUUGAAUGUCAAUGAGUGGGUUAGCAUUUCAUUAUCUUCUGUUUUGAUUGUCUUUGUUUUGUGUUAAUAGAAUACAAAUGAGAAAGAAUUCAUAUAUUCGGAGCCGUCAACAAUUAUAUUAAUUCAUGUUGGGAUGUAUUUAAUUA